AUGGCGAUGGGAGGAGUAUCUCAUAAACGAAACGGAAACAGCAACAGGGGACGACCAUAUGGCUUGAUGCUACUUGUGGCAUUUGGGGCUGCAUUGCUUGGUGUUAUGGUGCUGCACAAGCUCAGGGAGAGACGCAUCUUCAACCUCCUUGUCGAAGACAAGAACCGUCAGCUCAUUUCUCUUCAGCUCCUGUUGCAGAAGGAAAGAGAAUACACGAAAGAAAUGAAAAGGGAAGCUGAAGAGACGAAAGCAAAGAUAUACUUCCUUAGAAACCAAAAAAUGGAGCUUGACCAUAGGCUCUUGGAGAUGCAAUCUGCAAUUGAUUCCCUUAAAGAUGAACAAAAGACCAUGGAGUCUGCACUGGAGGAGAAACAAAACGAGAUUAUAGUGCUACAAGAGAAACACGUUGAUUCAGGGAAAGAAAAUCCUCAGGUCUUAGCUCUAACAGCAACUUUGGAGCAAAAGGAGGCUGAAAUCGAGGUCUUGAAACACCGUCUUAAAUCCCCAGUUAGAGUUUGGUCCGUGAGUACUGAUGACAAAUCAAAUCUGCCAGUAAAUGUAACAGUUACAGGAAGUAUGGAAGAAAAGGAAAAGACAGAGUUCAGCCAAGAGGAGGGUGGCCGAGUACAUGAAUCUACUGCAUACAAGGAUGGUGACGAUUCCACAAAAGAUCAGGACAGAAGUGAGAUUAAAUUCAAUUUUUCUCAAGAGGAACACAAUGGAGAAGAGGUUGAAGAUGGAAGCAAGAAAAAGGGUGAGACUACUUUUAGAAUGGACAUGGCUGGUGCAGGACAACUGCAGAAACCGGUAAGUUUGGAAGAAAAAGCCAGAAAUGAGGGAGCCGCUGGAGAAAUGGGAAAUGAGUAUUCUCAAUAUACAGGUACUUCUAGAAUGAAUGGGGAAAUGAAUCAUGCGAAUGCCACUGAAACAAUCAAUGACAUGGAUGAACAAGGACUGAAAAUUACCAACGCCGGGCAGCUUGGAGAACUUAAAAAUCCCCGCCCAGAAGGUGAGAGUCAAAAACUCCAAGGAACUUACGAAGGUGGAAGGAAACUCGGAAUAGAUGACAAUUCUAGAAUUUCAGGAUUGUCAGGGAGAUUUGACCAUUUAAGCAGAGCAAAGGGGAAAAGAUGGAGAAUUCUUGCUAGGAAUAGGUUCCUGAAGAAGAAUGUAAAUUCUGAGCUAGAUGGAGUGGCAAGCAUGAGAAGUAGAAGAUUUUCAAAAGCAGAUAAAGAUGAAGCAAGAAGCAGUGAAGGGGGAGUAGUUUCUAACGAGGGGAAAGCGGAAAGAGAAGCAACAGAAGCAGGUAUGAGGAAGGAAAUGGAUUUGACAAAAGUUAAUUUUCUGAAGCGCCAGAACUCUGAAGACACUGAGGAUGUGAAACAAAGAAAAGUGAGCGCAGAGACAAGUCGUGAGGUGGAGGGAGAGAACGCAAUGUCAAGAUACCCUGAUAAAUUUCUCGCCAGGGAAGUACCAGAGAAAAAAGGUGUCAAUGCCGAAGCCAGUAAUUAUACACAUCAUGUCAAGCAGCUGAAAGUUGAAGAAGCUGCCAGUCACAUCAAACAGAAUAUGAAGAGCAGGGAGGUCAAGGAACUGGAGAAGAAACCCGAACUUAAUCCCGUUGUCAAAGAUGACAUGGAAGAGGAUACGGAGGUUGCAGAUAAACAAGAACCAGAGACAGAAGCAGCUAAUGGUGACCUUUCCAGCGACUUUAUGUCUGAUUCGGAAGAAAAAGAGGGGUACAAGGAGGAAACCGAUGAGUCCGAGUUUUAA
Molecule: messenger RNA, 1773 nt
Organism: Theobroma umbraticum
Lineage: Eukaryota; Viridiplantae; Streptophyta; Magnoliopsida; Malvales; Malvaceae
Source: RefSeq, a predicted model, not a curated record